This is a messenger RNA of Phytomonas sp. EM1, 905 nucleotides long. NCBI's taxonomy places the organism in Eukaryota, Euglenozoa, Kinetoplastea, Trypanosomatida, Trypanosomatidae. The record is from the annotation of a GenBank genome assembly.
GCAUUUCUAAAACAACGUUUUUUUAUGCCGUAGUAAAAUGCCAGUUCCGAAGCACACUCGCUCAGUUAAACUACAAGUGGAUUAUCGAAAAAUCUCUGUAGAACAACUAUCCGAACGUAUUUUUUUGCACAAUCCUCGUGUAUUUGGCUUCUCUCAUCGCUCCCUUAGUAGUUUACGCCACCCUCGUCUCCCUUUAGUUCUUGAAUGUCUGAAGUGGACUGCUAAUAAAGAGAAAAAAAAUGUAAGUGCAUUACUUGAUAUGUUUCAAGCUAGUGCAAUUGAUGCUGAUAAGUGGGAAAGGGCCGCAACUGUUUUUGAUAAAAAAAUGGAUGCUCCAGUUUUUGACAAACCACGGCAGCAGCUCAUUCUUUCGAGAGAAAUUAUACAGCAACUGGAGAUCUUAUGGUGUUUUCUUGUCGAUGGUAAAAGCAGCGCCAUCACUGAGGAUGUAUACAAAAUUUUUCAUAAUAGUUUAUAUACAUAUUUUCUUGGUGUAGAUGAAGUGAGUGUGCAAACAGCCUGGCUUUCCUCAGUAAACGCUGAUUUCUUAUGGGAUUGCAGAAAUGGUCGAGAUGUUAACUUUGAGGCCUUUUGCUUGUCAAUGCUGGAGCUUGCGGACAACUGGACGCUCUCACGAGAACCCGAGGAUUUUAUUGCCUUUCUCAAGGACAUCGUUUCUUUCACAGUUCUACCGCGGAAGCCAUCAGGGCUUGAUAGUCGCUAUUCAUUUUCUCUGAAUAAUGGAAUUUUUUUUCUGGGGGGAUAAUAGAAAAAGUACUCCACGACGGUCGUAUCGAAUAUCAAAAGUUAGCCAAAUAGUGGGCAAAGGACAUUUUCCAUUUCCCCUCCUUCUCAAGUGAAAAAAGUUUGCUUGAUACAAUAUGUAAUAUGUCAUUAUUAUCAAA